Melospiza georgiana is the source of this 1579-nucleotide messenger RNA. Its product is annotated as cytochrome b-245 light chain. The record is from RefSeq and is a predicted model, not a curated record. Gene Ontology annotation, biological process: superoxide anion generation. NCBI's taxonomy places the organism in Eukaryota, Metazoa, Chordata, Aves, Passeriformes, Passerellidae. Gene Ontology annotation, cellular component: NADPH oxidase complex. Gene Ontology annotation, molecular function: heme binding. The transcript is spliced from 6 exons. Bases 25 to 573 code for a protein of 182 amino acids.
CGCUCGGGCCGGUUCCGUCGGGCCAUGGGGCAGAUCGAGUGGGCCAUGUGGGCGAACGAGCAGGCGCUGGCCGCCGGGCUCAUCCUGCUGACGGGCGGCAUCGUGGCCGUGGCGGGGCAGUUCAAGGGCUGGUACUUCGCGGCGUACUCCAUCGCUGCCGGCGUCCUGGUGUGCCUGCUCGAGUAUCCCAGGAGCAAACGGAAAAAGGGCUCCACCAUGGAGAGGUGUGGCCAGAAGUACCUGACAGCCGUGGUGAAGCUGCUGGGGCCCCUCACCAGGAAUUAUUACAUCCGAGCCAUCCUCCACGCUGCCCUGGCUGUCCCUGCUGGAUUCCUCCUCUCCACCAUCCUGGGCACUGUCUGCCUGGGCAUUGCCAGCGGCAUCUACCUGCUGGCCGCGGUGCGAGGGGAGGAGUGGAGACCCAUCGAGCAGAAGCCCCGGGAGAGGCCCCAAGGGGGGGGCACCAUGAAGGCGCCCCCCAGCAACCCCCCGCCCCGGCCGCCCCCCGACGCCCGCAGGAAGCAGCCGGAGCUGGGGGGGCAGGUGAACCCCAUCCCCGUGGAGGUGGAGUAAUGGGGAUCCCCUGCCCUGCUCUGCUCCUGCUCCCCAGCUGCUCCUGGAUCCGCUGCAGCCAUCCGCUGGGCUCCUGGGGUCCCCAAAACCCCGGGGCUGGGAGCCCCCAGCUCCUGGGAUCAUCAGUUCCCAUGGGCUCCCCAAGGGAUCCCCAAAACCCCAGUGAUGCUCUGGGGUCCCCAGCUCUCCUGGAGAUCCCCAAAUCCCCAGCAAUGCUCAGCUCUUUGUAGGAUUUCCAUCCUCUGGGGAUCCCCAAAUCCUCUAAGAUGCUCAGCUCCUCUAAGAUGCUCAGCUUGUAGGAUCUCCAUCUCCCUGUAGGAUCUCCGUCUCCUGGGGAUCCCCAAAUCUCCAGCAAUGCUCAGCUCCUUGUAGGAUCUCCAUUUCUCUGUAGGAUCUCGUGGGGAUCCCCAAAUCCCCUAAGAUGCUCAGCUCCUCUAAGAUGCUCAGCUGCUUGUAGGAUCUCCCUCUCCCUCUAAGAUCUCCAUCCUCUGGAGAUCCCCAAAUCCCCUAAGAUGCUCAGCUCCCAAUUUCCCAGGGAUGUGAUGCUCCCUGUGGGGUUCCCAGUCCUCGGAGGCUUCCCAGCUUCUGGAGAUUCCCAAAUCCCUGGGCCUGCUCAGCUCCCUGUGGGGUCUCCAGCUCCCAGGCACUCCCCAGCUCCUGGGCUCCCCAAAUCCCAAGAACGUUCAGCUUCCAGUGGGGUCUGCAGCCCCCAAGGCCUUCCCCGCUCCUAAGGAUCCCCCAAAUCCCUGGGCAUUCUCAGCUCCCUGUGUCUCCUUCUUCCAGGGGCUCCUCAGCUCCUAGGAAACCCCAAAUCCCUGGGCAUUCUCAGCUCCCUGAGGGUCCCAGCUCUCCAGGCACCCCCAGUUCCCUGGGGGAUCCCCAGAUCCCUGUGGAAGUGCAGCUCUCAGGGAGAAUCCCCAGCUCCCAGGGGGAUCAGGCAGCUCUGCUCCUGCUCUCCCUGCUUUUUGUCAUUUUUGUCAUUUCUGCAGUUGCUGUUGCAAUAAAA